Molecule: messenger RNA, 2119 nt
Organism: Dermatophagoides farinae (American house dust mite)
Lineage: Eukaryota; Metazoa; Arthropoda; Arachnida; Sarcoptiformes; Pyroglyphidae
Gene: Ect3
Product: Ectoderm-expressed 3
Biological process (GO): carbohydrate metabolic process
Molecular function (GO): beta-galactosidase activity
Source: RefSeq, a predicted model, not a curated record
CAUUUUGAUUGAUGACGAGUAUCAAUAAUCACACGAUUAAUUAGCUUGCAUUUUGCAUUUAUAGUUUGCUUGUUGUCAAAUCAAAUGAAUCUUUAAAUCAUGCUUACUAAAUGUUUGUUGUUACUUGUGUUUGUCACUGCGGUGGCCUGUUUUCCAAAUGGAACUUUUACUGUUGACUACAAGAAUAAUCAGUUUCUCAAGAAUGGUCAGCCAUUUCGUUAUGUUUCUGGAUCGAUUCAUUACUUUCGAGUUCCACAACCGUAUUGGCAGGAUCGUCUUCACAAAAUGCGUCUAGGUGGUCUGAAUGCUAUACAAACCUAUGUUGAGUGGAGUUCGCAUGAACCGUCGCCUGGCCAUUAUGAUUUCGAAGGGCAAAAUAAUCUGGUCGAAUUCAUUAAUCUAGCUCAGAAGGAAGACCUGUUGGUCAUACUGCGAGUAGGUCCUUAUAUUUGCGCAGAACGUGAUAUGGGUGGUUUUCCAUAUUGGCUUCUACGGACGCCCAAUAUUAAACUACGAACAUCGGAUCCAAAUUAUCUGACACCAGUGGACCGUUGGCUUGAGAUUCUGUUACCAAAGAUAAGACCAUUGCUUUAUGAGAAUGGAGGUCCAAUCAUUAUGGUGCAGAUUGAGAAUGAAUAUGGCAGUUAUGGUUGUGAUCUCAACUACACGAGUCAUUUGCGUGACAAAUUCCGUGAAAUGUUAGGCCAUCAAGUGGUACUAUUCACCACCGAUGGCAAUGGUGAUGGAUAUCUUCGUUGUGGUCGAAUUCCUGAUGUGCUCACCACCAUUGAUUUUGGUUCAGGCACUAAUGUAACUGAAGCCAAAGCCAUAUUGUAUCGGCACCAGGAAUUUGGUCCGUUUGUCAACUCUGAGUAUUACAGUGGCUGGCUCGAUUAUUGGCAAAGUCCUUUCGUUCAAGUGGCCGUCAAUCCAUUUAUUCAGACAUUACAGCAAUUGCUCGAUCAUAACGCAUCGGUUAACAUAUACAUGUAUCAUGGUGGUACCAAUUUCGACUUUAAAGCUUCUGGUAAUGGUGGUAACAAUUAUCAACCAACAUUGACAAGCUAUGACUACGAUGCACCCAUCAAUGAAGCAGGCGACCUUACCGACAAAUAUUAUGCCAUUCAAAAACUCAUCAAACAGUACUUACCGGAUACAAUCGAUGAUAGAAAUGUGAAAAAUGUUAGCUCGAAAAUGUCACUUCCUCCCGUUAACAUGACCUUUUUGGCCACUAUAUUCGAUAUGCUACCAUGGUUUGUCAAAAUUCACAGCAAAUAUCCGUUAACGUUCGAACAAGCGAAUCAGGCCUAUGGUUUUAUAUUGUAUCAGACCAACAUAACAUUCCAGCCAACAAAUCCAGCCGUUCUGGCCAUUCCAGGACUUAGAGAUCGUGCCCACGUUUUCGUUGAUAGGAGAUUUGCCGGUAUUCUUUCUCGAACCCAAAAAUAUUUCGAUCUUUCCAUAUUGACUCAUAAUGGAUCCGAAUUGAGCAUUCUGGUCGAGAAUCAAGGCCGAUGUUCGUUUAGCUGUUUCAGCGAGCAAAGAGGCAUUAUUGGCAAUGUUACCAUCAACAAAAAACAUCUGCUUGUAAAUUGGACUAUUUACCGGAUACCGUUCCAGGAACAUUCGUUUACGGAGAUCAUUACACAGUUAUCUCAACCAAAGACGAAAUUUAGAUUCGCCUCCAGCCAUUAUCGAAUUCCCAGCAUUUAUUAUGCUAACUUUACCUUACCAAAUGUUCCAGAAUAUCCACUCGAUACAUUUCUACGAACAGACGGAUGGGGCAAAGGAAUAGCUGUUCUGAAUGGCCAUAAUUUGGGAAGAUAUUGGCCGGUGGCUGGACCUCAGAUCACCAUAUAUGCACCCGGACCUUACUUUAAUGAAGCGCCCGACUCAAAUCAAUUGUUUGUGUUUGAAUUGGACGAAAGCCCAUACUGGAAUGAUCCAAACAAUAGCUGUCAGGUUCAAUUUGUAAAACAACACAUUGUAAAUGGGGCAUAUGCCCAUUGACAUUGACAUGAAAGUGAAAACACGUUGUUAUUGAUAUAAACAAACAGAACACAUUGAAAAAGUGGAAUAAUAUAAUAUAAUAAUAAAUAAAUAAAUGAAUAUAUGAAUA